AUGUUGCAGCCAGAAUAUAUAUGUCGUGUUUGUCUGGCUGAAGGUGCGUGGAACAUCUUCAGUACAGACUUUGUCCCCGAUGAAAUGUGUACCGUCGCUUCGAUCAACCGCAUUCAAGAAAAACUGCAAUACGUGACACAACUCGAGCUGCACGAAAACGAUGGUUUACCAUUGCAUAUCUGCGAGCUGUGCAUAAUACAGCUAAACGUGGCCUAUCGUUUUAAACUACUCGCCGCCGAAUCGGACAGUAAGAUGCGGCAAACGUAUGAACUAAGUGAACUCUCGCCCGCGGUUCCAAAUGCGUCGACCAACGGCGAAAACGACGACGUCGACAACGACGCAACAGCAUCGGAAACAGUGAUGCUGAAAGCAGAAGUAUUUCCGGACGAAAUUUGUAUAGAACCUACAGUAAUCUUGGAGGAAAAUACCGAUUCAUGGACACCUGUAAAAGAUGAAAAUGUGUCGAACAUUCCACCUCGGCCUUUUCACAUUCAUGGGAUGGUUUCCUUGCAGAAAGACAUUAUCAAUCCUGCUGAAGACGAAGCUUACCUGAAAGAAAUCGUACACAAGGAGGUGAUUUCGAUAAAAUGGCCACAAAAGGACGAAGAAACAUGCGAUACACAACAUUCUGCCAAAUCGACAACCAGUACCUCGAGACAGUCCAAGGGUCAUCGGAAAACUCCACGGAAACGUCAACAAUUGCAAAGCAAAGCAAAACAGCACGGAUCCGAGGAAGGUUCACGAAAGCGCCAUAAAGGACAAGCGAAAAGUCAAGGCCGGGUGUCCAAAAAGAAAGAAAACAAAUUAACAAAACCGAAUAAUGGCACUCCAAAACAGAGCAGUAGCACUGGUUCAACGAAGAAGACGACGACGGUGAAAUCCGCUGAUGCUACGUUGCGCAAGAAGCGGCUCUUAAAAGUAUUAAACAGUUUACGCAUCGAUAUGAUGUACAACAAUACGGUGGAGUGGCACGAGAUGAAUGAUGUACCGAUUGUUGAAACUAUAGGGGAUCCGCUAUUACCACAAAUGCCCAUGAAACGACGUAAUUCCGUGUGUGUUUCAUCCUUUGCACCGUGGCUGUAG
Messenger RNA from Anopheles marshallii, 1083 nucleotides. RefSeq lists its product as uncharacterized. The transcript has 2 exons. Gene Ontology annotation, molecular function: zinc ion binding. Gene Ontology annotation, cellular component: nucleus. The record is from RefSeq and is a predicted model, not a curated record. NCBI's taxonomy places the organism in Eukaryota, Metazoa, Arthropoda, Insecta, Diptera, Culicidae. The coding region runs from base 1 to 1083 and encodes 360 amino acids.